This is a messenger RNA of Coffea arabica (coffee), 2400 nucleotides long. Its product is annotated as pathogenesis-related thaumatin-like protein 3.5. Lineage: Eukaryota; Viridiplantae; Streptophyta; Magnoliopsida; Gentianales; Rubiaceae. The record is from RefSeq and is a predicted model, not a curated record.
UAAUGGACAAAGGAUCCCAUCUGAUGAUUCCGUGGUCCUCAUGGACAGCACUUGGAAAGUACCAGCUCUGCAAUUACCCAAUUCAUCUGUGGCACAUUUCGCUUGCUUCAAUAACGAUCACAAGCACACUCACCUACCAAAAAAGUUGUAGCAAAUUCUGACUAAUAUUCUAGUAAGUUAAAUAAUUAGUUCGAGAUCUAAGGGCAAUUUUGCAGUUAAUAACAUGUAAAGAUUGUCUUCUUGUGCUGCGGGAUUCUUCUGAUUGUUCUACAACUAUAUAUUCCUAUAAAUAUGGCUCUGUUUACUCGGUCAUCAUUUUAUCACAGCAAGAUGAGCUACAACAAUUCAGCAUUUUAUUCUGCAUGAGAACUAAAGGGCAUGAUGCACAAGCUGUACAGUUUAACGAGUUUGUCGAUUUUCCCUUCCUCUCGUGACUCAACAGUUUCACUGAAUUCAAUCAGCCAAGUAGUUAACCCUUUUUCUUUAUAAAUAGGGCUCCUGAUUCUUUUUUAAUCAUGUCUUCUCCGGCUUUAUUUUCUUCACCACUCUUGUAACACUCAUGGCUUUAGGGCGCCUCUGCUUUGUCCUACUCUUCUCCUAUUUAGGAGCUGAUGCAAAAUUAUUUACUUUCAGAAAUGAUUGUGAGGUCACACUAUGGCCAGGGAUCUUAGCAAAUGCAGGAAAACCCCAGCUAGCCAACGGUGGUUUCCGCCUACCUCCACAUUCUGCUGCAACCAUCUUUGCACCUACUGGAUGGGCCGGCCGCUUCUGGGCACGUAGCCAAUGCACCUUUGACGAAACCGGCAACGGAAAGUGCGCCACCGGUGACUGCGGCGGAGCCUUACGAUGUAACGGCGCGGGUGGUGUACCGCCAGCAACGCUUGCUGAGUUCAGCCUUGAUAACCCCAAGGAUUUCUAUGACAUUAGCCUUGUGGAUGGAUUCAACAUCCCGAUCUCUAUAGUCCCUUCUCUGACAAAUUGUUCCGGGGCAGAAUGUACUGCAGACUUGAACAGGCAAUGUCGACCAGAACUGCAAGUUACAUCAGAUGGGAAGGUGGUUGCAUGCAAAAGUGCAUGCCUUGCUUUUGGUAAACCUGAAUUCUGUUGUGCAGGAAGCUACAGUAACCCAAAUACGUGCAAGCCUUCAGUGUAUUCUAAAGAGUUCAAAGCUGCCUGCCCAACAGCUUAUUCCUAUGCUUUUGAUGAUCCAACCAGUACUUUUACCUGCCAAGGAGCUGAUUACUCUAUAAUUUUCUGCUGAUUACAAGGGGAAAGGUGAUGGAAAUUACUGCAGCAACGCUAUCACCCUUCUGAAAAGAAACACAUAUAUCAUAACAGGAAAGGAAAUCAUGGUCACAGGUGACUCGAGAAGAUUGAUAAAUUUUAUUUACCUUUUCAUCCAUUAAGUGGGUUUAUUUGAUGCAUGUCGCCCAUAAUUAUUAUAGAGGAUCAGUAAGUUUCGCACAAAAUUUUACCUUAAUCAUUGCAAGGACAACAUAACGAUAUUUCUUAUACUGAUCAUUUGACGUUUGGUAGGAGUAUUACUUGUUCUGAACUUGCUCUGAAUCAAAUUGAUUACCAGGAUAAUUUGUAUGUCCAAAUUUUUAUCGACAAGACGGUCUGCUUACUUCGUACAAAUAAGCACCAUCAUAGAGUAUUGAUGGAGAUUAUGUUUUCCCAGAAAAAAAGAUAGAGCCUGCAGUCUUUAGAAAGCACCAUAUUUGUGAAAUGCAUUAAACUAGCAUACUUAUGCCCGACAACAGAGUUUUCAAAUAAGCCCGGAACAUACAGGAAAAAUUAAUGCACAGACUCUGGUAGAAAGCUGCUCAUACAAUCGCCCACCACGAACAGCAUUGUCAACAUAGGUCACAAGGACGUAUUUAUUAUACAGCAAGCAGAGAUGAAUGCAUUUGUACUUGAUUUAAGCUUCAGUUCACUCAAAAUAACAAGUGUUGCGCUCUAAAUUUGAGGUGAGGACUCUUCUCGGCUUCACUUUUUUGCAAGACCCGAAAGCAUCAAGGUUUAUUUAGAAUAUCCGAGCAACACCAACACUAUUAGAUGACAACGAGUUCUGGAAAAUGAGGGGAAAACUGACCUCUCAUAUAGUGGGAUCUGUAAUUCACUCAGCAGCAUCUCCUUGGAAGAAUUACCUGUUGAGAUUUUUCAAAAAGACGUGCGCUUAAUCCUAGCAUGCACUACAGAGAGAUGUAUAUGGUGUGUGUUUGUAUGUGUCUAGACAGUUAGACGGAAUCCUUGCUUCAUAGUGUAAAGAGAUAUAUUUCCCAUGAAAGGGUUCUCUCAUGAAGAUCCACAACAGCUGUACUUUGUUCCCCCUGGUACAGGCUCCUGGCUAGGGACAACUAUCUUGGUUCCCGUGAGAAGAGCUGAUUUUCCUUCUGA